Molecule: messenger RNA, 1908 nt
Organism: Prunus persica (peach)
Lineage: Eukaryota; Viridiplantae; Streptophyta; Magnoliopsida; Rosales; Rosaceae
Product: cyclin-A3-4
Exons: 8
Coding region: 498-1604 (368 amino acids)
Biological process (GO): mitotic cell cycle phase transition; regulation of cyclin-dependent protein serine/threonine kinase activity
Cellular component (GO): cyclin-dependent protein kinase holoenzyme complex; nucleus; cytoplasm
Molecular function (GO): cyclin-dependent protein serine/threonine kinase regulator activity
Source: RefSeq, a predicted model, not a curated record
CUUCAAAUAACCUGAAGCCACAAAACAGAGAACAAAACUCGAGGGAGGAGGGAAAAUAAAUUUGUGAGAGAAUAUACGACCAAAUGGUGAGAGGGAUGAGAAAAAAUAGGUGUACUCGAUUAAAUUUUUCUUUUUAGCCCCCAAAAAUAUAUUCCCAAUUCUAUUCCCUCUCGAAAUUUGGAGUACCAAAGCCAAAUCAAAUGAAAGAAUGACCGGGAAAAAAUUAUGCAGAAAUAAAAGCUUUUUAAUGUCCUAUUUAAUUAAAACUACCUAAUUAAUAUGAAUGGACGAUAUGGUUUAUUUUCCCCGAAUAAUAUUAGUAUCGAUAAAUAUCUACUUAUAUUUUAACACAGAACUAGCUUAGGAGCCAAAGCAAUAAACCUAACGAACUGCCAAGAGCGGGAACAAGGAUUUUCGAAAUGGUAAAAUGCCGCCAUUCCUUCUCUGCCCAUAAGCUUCAUAAACAAACAAACAGGCCCUCUCUGUAAAUCUCAAUCAUGGACGAGCAAGAAAACAGCGUGAGCACCACGCUUUCGUCCAAUAAGCGACCUUCAAUGUCUCCGUCCCUGCAAAUUCCAGCUCCCAAGAAGCGAGUCGUGUUGGGUGAGAUCUCCAACUCGACAAACGACGUCGUUUCCACUCAGAACUGGGCUCCGAAGAAACCCAAGAGUAGCUUGAAGAAGAAGAAGAAGAAGAAGACGACGAAAGAGGAAGGGGAGGCCCUCAAGACUGAAAUCGUUGUGAGAUCCGUUGAUCCACGCAAGUCUGAUUACUCGUCUUCUAUAUAUAGCCAUCUUCUUUCAUUGGAGAUGGAUAUGAACAAGAGGUCUUCACCCAGUUACAUGGGUAGGGUUCAAAAUGAUAUAUCACCAAACAUGCGAGAAAUCCUGGUGGAUUGGUUGGUGGAGGUUGCUGAGGAAUACCAGCUUGUUACAGACACCCUCUUUCUAACUGUAUCAUAUAUUGACAGAUACCUGUCUUCAUAUGCUAUCAGCAGGAACAAGUUACAGCUUCUUGGUGUUGCUUGCAUGCUCGUUGCAUCAAAGUAUGAGGAGAUUUGUCCUCCACGUGUUGAAGACUUCUGCUAUAUAACAGAUAAUACCUACAUCAUGGAAGAGGUGUUGGAAAUGGAGAGGGAUGUACUCAAAUUCUUGAACUUCGAUACUGGUCCUCCCACAACAAAGAAUUUCCUCAGAAUCUUAACGAGAGCUGCCUUGGAGAACUCCAAAUCUUCUAAGACGCAAUUGGAAUUCUUGAGUUGUUAUCUUGUGGAGCUAAGUUUGCUAGACUACAGUUGUGUCCAGUUCCUACCAUCAGUAGUUGCUGCAUCAGCUAUUUUCCUUUCGAGGUUCACGAUCCAACCUGAGGUGCAUCCUUGGAGCCUGGCAUUGCAAUCAUAUUCAGGUUAUAGACCAUCCGACUUAAAGAUUUGUGUCCGUGCCAUUCAUGACUUGCAGUUGAAUAUAAAAGGAAGCUCUUUGCGAGCAGUAAGGGAUAAAUACAGGAAGCCAAAGUAUGCGUGCGUGGGAACAUUGACUUCGUUACCUGAAAUUCCUGCAAUUUAUUUUGAGGCCAUCGACAUACAAGUAUUUUCAGGAUUCUGAAAGAAGCUGAUUUUGAAGUUUGACCUAGCUGUCAAGAAUUACUUUCAACAAAUUACAUUUCUAGUAAGAGUUAGGGACUGAUCAACUUGAAGCUGGUAGAUGAAUGGUGCCUAAAGUCAAUGCUUGCUUAGAAUUUAGAUGCAGAGACACCUAUGACCUCAGGUUUGGAGUUGACUUUUGGAUACUGAAUAGGAUUUUGAGAAUCAUUAUGUUUCACUGGGUUCAUUCUCUGGACCCAAAUAUUUGUAAAUUGCUAUGUGAAAUAAAGGAUUAUAUAUUUUUUAGGCAUAUCAAUUUUUUCUAA